AUGUCAGAGACUCAGGAGACUUCCACUGCUCGGGCACCAUUCAAUAAUCCAGACCAUGACAUCGUCCUCCGCUCCACCGAUGGUGUCGACUUUCAUCAUUUCAAGCUCAUCCUGUCGCUAGUUUCACCCAUGUUCGAUGGCAUGUUCACGUUACCGCAGAGCAAAUCAGAACUAGCUGUACCUGUCAUCCUAGUACCUGAGCCCAGCACAAUCCUCUACCCACUACUUCUGCUUUCUUACCCAUCCGCCGGUGCUGACCCGAUUUUCAAUAACAUCGAUGACGCGAGUGCGGUAUUGGAAGCAGCCAGGAAGUAUCAGAUGGACGCGAUUAUCUACCGUAUAGGAGAUCUCGUCGCUGCUCAGUUCCUGCCAGCACAUCCACUCGGUGUCUAUGCUGUGUCUUGUUUGGCCGGAUGGGAGCAUCAUGCUCGGACAGCCGCUGCCCGGAGCCUUGAGAUCAAAAGUCUAGGACGACCAAGCUCUGAGUUUGCUGGUAUGGGGGCCAUUGGUGCCGUCGAUUACCAUAGGCUCCUCAAAUACCAUUAUGAAUGUGGCGUUGCUGCUCAAGCAGUUGGAGAAUCUCUUGAAUGGCUGCCGUCGACCCCAUACAUCAAGCGCAUGCAGAUGUGGCAAUGCGUUGCUUGCAGAAGAGGCCCCGCGUUUGGCAGGCUGGCAAUCCAAAUCGCCAGUUUUGGAAAGUUGACGGUUACCCCGUGGUUUGAAAAGUACCUACUUGCGAGUAGAAAGGAGUUGGCCAAUAGGCCUUGCGAGCUGACCCUAUGGGAGUCUGCCGAGUCUGCAUCUUACGAUCGCGCCAUUGUCAAAGCACGUGACUGCUUGGCUUGCCAAUUUGUGGCUCACCACGAAUUGAAUACAUUCCGUACCUUCUACAUCAAUGAAGUUAAGAAGGCCAUUGCAAAGGUGAAUCUGGCUUCUUGA
Messenger RNA from Suillus subalutaceus, 939 nucleotides. RefSeq lists its product as uncharacterized. The record is from RefSeq and is a predicted model, not a curated record. NCBI's taxonomy places the organism in Eukaryota, Fungi, Basidiomycota, Agaricomycetes, Boletales, Suillaceae. The transcript is spliced from 2 exons. Gene Ontology annotation, molecular function: protein binding. Bases 1 to 939 code for a protein of 312 amino acids.